UGAGAAGCAGGAAGCAUCGCGGUCAAAUCCAGGCCUCGGCGGAAUAUUCCCUAAGCUGAGCUGCCAGCAGAGGAGUUAUGAUGGAAGAAUUCUUUUUUACAAGAAGUCCUGAGCCCCAGCACAAUAGCCAUCUGUGGCAGGGAGAAGAUGAAACUCCGCUAUUGGAGCAGAUCAACUAUUCCCACAGCACUUGGCCUGCUCAAACACAUCCGAGCUUAGAAUAUGUUUUCCAAACAAAUUCGACGGCACUUGAAGCACAAACCAUCGGCCAUGGUCAGCACGACGGGCUGCAAAUCCAAGCCGGCGUGGCAUAUAAUUCACUACCUUUGGAGAACUCGAUGAUUCUCGACCCACAAUCCGGGGUCACAGCUCAUUUUGAAAACCUUGAAUAUCCGCCUAGCCAACAACAAACGUUUACACCUGCUACCCAGACCUCAAGCCCGAUUCUUGAGCAGGUUGUUACUAGAAGGUUCACCUGUUUUACCUGUUCAAAGACAUACGCGACUAAUUAUGGUUUGAAGAGGCAUCAGUCAAUACAACACAGCCAACUUUCUUCGGGUUUGCAAACUUACACAUGUAAACUUUGCAACACAGAGUUUACGCGCAAAGACACCCUACAGCGUCAUUUAAAUAGGAUACAUGAGAGUGACGAAAUUCGUUGUAGGAAAUUACAAUCUGACGGUUCGAGCUGAAAGUAUGGGCUUUGGGCUUCUGAGCGGUUGGUAAUGGGUUAGGCAGCAGGGAGUAUUUUUGUCUUUGACAGGCUUAGUUUCAGCGGUUCUGGAUGCCCUCCGAAGCGUGCUUUUUGUAGGUUCAUUUGUGUAACGAGAGACUGGUUUUGAACCCAGGAGUAUCACAAAAAUACGUUGCUGUGUAAUCGUUUCCCGACUUCUGAUUACGGCAGAGCUUUGGAAAGAAAUUGAG
Pyricularia grisea is the source of this 924-nucleotide messenger RNA. RefSeq lists its product as uncharacterized. Lineage: Eukaryota; Fungi; Ascomycota; Sordariomycetes; Magnaporthales; Pyriculariaceae. Bases 78 to 692 code for a protein of 204 amino acids. The record is from RefSeq and is a predicted model, not a curated record. The transcript is spliced from 3 exons.